CCGAGGAAGGAGGUGCUCAGAGCUGACACUGACAGAGCGUGCUAUAACUCAGCUGCUGAGCACACACACCCACACAAAGACACACACACACACAAACACAAACACAACUGCAACUCCAGGAGAGCAUUGGAGCACAGAGGAGGAUCUCAGCCUGAGAGGACGCACAGUUUCUGACCAUCCGACUCCCCUGCUGGGACCUCAGAAGUGACUCAGCGUCUGAGAGAAAUGCGAAUGCGAAGGGAGUGAGAGGAGUGAGAGGAGUACGACCCCCCACCCGCCCGCCCCCAAACAUCCACCAGAGGGAUCCUUUGACGUCUUCAUCUUCUGACUGAUUAUCAGUGGAAAGAGAAGGAGAGUGACGACCUCAAUCGAUCUGAAGGAGAGGGAAGGUGCACGUUUCCAAAGAUGGAGCAGAUCCCGCAGAUUUGGUACGCGCCGUACGAGCACCAGGAGGUCCACAUCGACCCGCAGAAGAAGGUGUCGGUGUCGGGCCAGCCGGAGUGCUCCAUCUGCUACAACGUCUACGACAACGUCUUCAAAGCGCCCAAGGUGCUGGAGUGCACCCACACCUUCUGCCUGGAGUGCCUGUCCCGCCUCAUGGCCGUCUCCGUGGUCCACCAGGACAGCGCCGCCGGCAGCCCCCGCCUCCUCUGCCCCUUCUGCAGGCACCCCACCACCCUGCCCGCCGAGGGGCCCCCCGCCCUGGCCACCAGCCACGAGGUGCUCUGCAAGCUCCCCAUCCACCAGCAGAGCGUGGAGCCGGUGUGGCUGGACGGCGAGAAGCUGUGCUACAAUACCACCCUGCAGGACGCCGGCUCGGGGGGCCCCGACAGCCCCACGGCCUUCUGCAUCUGCAUUGACAUUGGGGCCAGCAAGGCGGCGGAGCCCCCCGCGCAGACCAGCUCGCGGAGGUUCGGCCUGGUGAACAGACUGUCCGACUGGAAGCGGAUGGUGCUCUUCUUCGUGCUCAUGGUGCUGCUCAUCGUGGUGGUGCUGUGGCCGCUGCAGUGCGUCUUCAGCACCGGGAACAUGCACUGUAUGAGAGAUCACCCCCGGCCCGGCCCCACCACCACCACCACCACCUACAACCCUCUGUCCAGGAUGUUCCUGCUGAAGGACUGAACCUGCUGCCCCUCACUGUAAAUCUAAAACAGUAACAAUAAUCAUCGGACGUUGUGCAUUUCUGUCUUGAAAUUUCAGCCAGAACGGUUUCAGCAGAACCACAAAUAUUAAAGCUGCAGUUUCAGAAACAACCACACACUGUAAGAUUUGAAGCAUCAAUCCUCUCCACAAUCUCUUAUAAUGGAGUAAUUUAUCAUGUGAUUGAGACUGAACUGUUAGCACUAUGAUGACGUUCAAGCUGUAGAUGUAGCAGCUUUGAGUCUGUGAAGCCCGGACUGAUCCAGACGUACAGGACCUGUACAGUCAGGGUCCGAUCAGCAGCGAGAGGCGGGUGGGACGCACCCCGGUCGGGUCCAGGCCCGAUCCCCCUCCUGCUUGCCUAACUGGACUAAUCUCCUUUACACAGUGAUUAAAGCUACUCCACCAGCAGAGUGGACGAACCCUGAAUCCAAGGGAAGCUCGUGGUACGACUGACUCUGGACUCGUCUCUGCAUCGUUGCCAUAAUUACAUGAGAAUGUAGUAAAAACAUGAAGCUGUUAAAAUUUCACACGAUAAGCGACGCCUUCUGCGACUGCAGGGCCAGUGAUUCACGCCGCCGAUUCUAGCAAUGAAGAAAGCAAUGUCAGGAGCGACUACAUGUCUUAAUAACACAGAAACAUUCAUGAAUGUCAACUAUUUUUGCACUUUAAUACACGCCUGUAUGUUGGAAAUUUGUCGUCAGUGUAGUUUGAUGAACUGGGACUUGACUGGCUUCGGUCGGCCAUCGAAACGCUUUAAGAUGCGACGGGAACUUUGCCUUGCAAAUAUCAGACAGGCCGCGAAGGUCCCUCACCCCAAAGAAUGAAUGUAAUCCGUCUGUGCCAACUGAGAACUUUAUACUGUGUACAUUUGAUUGUGUGUUUUGAUAUGACUUUGUUUA
This is a messenger RNA of Salarias fasciatus (jewelled blenny), 2042 nucleotides long. It is a transcript of the gene rnf223, whose product is annotated as ring finger protein 223. Gene Ontology annotation, molecular function: ubiquitin protein ligase activity. NCBI's taxonomy places the organism in Eukaryota, Metazoa, Chordata, Actinopteri, Blenniiformes, Blenniidae. The record is from RefSeq and is a predicted model, not a curated record. Bases 406 to 1122 code for a protein of 238 amino acids. Gene Ontology annotation, biological process: protein ubiquitination. The transcript is spliced from 2 exons.